AAAGAAAAUCAACUUGUUUUAUACCUUAGAUUACCACAUGCAUGCAGUUAUUCUACCGGUCUUAUGUGGAAAAGUGUAAAGCACUAAAGAUGGCUUUAAAAUACAUAGAUAUCGGUGCGAAUUUAACUGAUUCCAUGUUUUGUGGCGUCUACGGCGGUUCGAAAAAGCAUCCAGAUGAUUUGGAUUUAGUUCUAAAACGCGCCUGGCAACAAGGUUUACAAAAAAUCAUUAUCACAGUAGGAACACUAAGUGAAGCUGACAAGGCUUUAGAAAUAGCAAAUAAAGACGAACGCCUGUAUGUAACAAUGGGUUGUCAUCCAACACGGUGUGGAGAAUUUCUUACUAAUCCCGAAGAAUAUUAUGAAGCUUUAAAGGAGAAAAUUUCGUCGAAUCCAAAGAAAAUUGUAGCUAUUGGUGAAUGUGGUCUCGACUACGAUCGUUUACAUUUUUGUGAUAAGGAAACUCAGAAAAUUUAUUUUGAGAAACAACUACAUUUAGCAAAAGAAUUCCAACUGCCAUUGUUUCUACAUUGUCGGAAUUCACACGAGGAUUUCAUGUGCAUUUUAGAAAGAAAUCGUUCUCUAUUUGAAUCAUGCGCUGGUGGUGUAGUGCAUAGUUUCGACGGAUCCUUAUCGGAAGCUGAAAAGAUUCUUAAUUAUCAUCCGCAAUUGUAUUUGGGUAUAAACGGUUGCUCUUUGAGAACGGUUGAUAACCUUACAGUAGCAUCUCAGUUAUCUAACGAACGUCUUAUGAUCGAAACUGACUGCCCUUGGUGUGGCAUUCGUCCUACACAUGCUGGUUUUGAAUUUGUAGAAACUAAAUUUCCGAGCGUAAAGAAGAAAGAAAAAUGGUCAGCUGAAUCCCUGAUAGAGGGUCGCUGUGAACCCUGUCAAAUAAGUCAAGUGUUAGAGGUUAUAGCUGGCAUUAAGAAGGAAUCUGUUAACAAGUUGGCCGACGUUAUAUAUAAUAAUACUGUUAGGUUGUUUUUUAAUAAGGAGAUGAAAUAAAAUUUCAUCUGCAUUUAACUUCAAAGAUAUUGUUUAAUUUUCUUGUCGUUUGAAGUCUAUAUGGAGUGUGUAAGCUGUAGCGAAAAUAAAGGAAGAUGGAUAAGAAGCCUCGUUGCUGUUAAAACAAAUUUAAAAUAUCGGAUCAUCAUCUCAAAUGUUUAAGUCAGUGUUUAAAGGAAAUAAAGCAUG
Molecule: messenger RNA, 1196 nt
Organism: Glossina fuscipes
Lineage: Eukaryota; Metazoa; Arthropoda; Insecta; Diptera; Glossinidae
Product: putative deoxyribonuclease TATDN1
Exons: 4
Coding region: 42-1007 (321 amino acids)
Cellular component (GO): cytosol
Molecular function (GO): 3'-5'-DNA exonuclease activity
Source: RefSeq, a predicted model, not a curated record